Messenger RNA from Papaver somniferum (opium poppy), 669 nucleotides. Its product is annotated as protein IRON-RELATED TRANSCRIPTION FACTOR 2-like. The transcript has 3 exons. Bases 1 to 669 code for a protein of 222 amino acids. Gene Ontology annotation, cellular component: RNA polymerase II transcription regulator complex. Gene Ontology annotation, molecular function: DNA-binding transcription factor activity, RNA polymerase II-specific; protein dimerization activity; RNA polymerase II transcription regulatory region sequence-specific DNA binding. Gene Ontology annotation, biological process: regulation of transcription by RNA polymerase II. Lineage: Eukaryota; Viridiplantae; Streptophyta; Magnoliopsida; Ranunculales; Papaveraceae. The record is from RefSeq and is a predicted model, not a curated record.
AUGGCAAUCAGGAUUGGCGCCGGGUGCAAAGUAGAAUCCCAGCUUCCACUGAUGCUACAAAAUGUAGAUAAUGGGAUCCACGGCUGUGCGGAUGAGGAUCCUACAAACAUGUUUGCUAGUACGACAGCACCGUCGUUAAGUAAUAGCCAGGAGACUAAGGCAACAAAGAAAUUUGAUCAUAAUGCUAAGGAGAAGUUACGUAGGACGAAACUCAAUGAUGCUUACUCUUCCCUCAAAUCUUUACUGCCUGAUGCUUAUCUAUCAAAGAAGAAAUGGAGUUAUCCUAUAGUAGUUGCUAAGGUUCUUGAGUAUAUACCGGAGUUACAAGAAGAGAUCAAGAAGCUGAAGCAAAAGAAGGACAAUAUUUUACUUAGCUCUCAAGAAAAACAAAAUCGAAUGGUUUCGUCCGCAGGAUUAUAUUCAGGUCCAACUGUUUCAACAGUUGAAAUUAAUAAAGGAGAAAUUAUAUCCCAAAUAUGUGUCCUCCGGCAACUUGAUGUUUUCCCCUUGUUGUUAGAGAAUCUAGAACGAGAAGGAAUUCGUAUAGCCAAUGCUUCUACUCUCUCAAUCUCUGCCGAGAGAAUGAAAGGACACUCGGAUCAGCCAACGCAGUAUGUUGAUAAUUUGAGGAAUAAGAUUGUUUCAUGGUUAUUGCCAGGCACGCUGUGA